AUGAUCUGCUGCUCUGCGCAGGAGCAUGGGUUUAGAGGGCGGACCUCUGCUAAGUGUGGAGAUGCCUUCACAGCUAAAUCAAAGGUAACCAUGACGUCUGGCAGGCACCUGUCAACAGGACCAUUUGCACAGGUGCUGAAGGGUAACAGUGCCAAAGAGACCAUGGGUCUUCUAACGCCCCAGAAGCCUCAGGCCCAUGUUUGCAUAAACAGUCUCAAUUGUAGGCCUCAUCAGUUUGAGGCCUGGACGGAGGUCUCCACCCUGGAACCACGAAGGGCUGCAUUUCUCAUCCGCACUCCCUGCUCUAUAAGAGGUUCCACCCUCUCAGCUCUGGCUGUGGAUGGCAUUGGGGUGCAGGGCUCCUCGGCUUCCAAGCCUGACUUGGAUCUGCCAGUCUCUCCCCACUGGGGAAAGGGCCUGGCCCCCUACAGCAUCCUAAAAUACCAGCUUCUUUCUCUCACCUUCCUUCAUUCUCUCAGCUCCUCUGUCUUCUUCCAUCAACCUUCAUUCACUCACCAACAAAGCAUUUAUCGAGCACCCCAGAAGCCCACAGUGCAGGGCCGCCCAGCAGGCAUCAACAGAGAGAGGCAGGCCGAUGUCCCAGAGGAUAAGGAUAAUGCAGGGAGCCGCAUUCGAAAACUCACCAACGUAGAGGAUUACCAAUCACGCCAAAAGACUCUACAAACCAGAGAGAAAAUGAACAAAUACUUCCCGAAUGCGAUCGAAUACAUCGCUUGGUGGGAAAAAUUAGACACCCGAUUUCGGUUCCUGCGAUCUCAGAAUCCGCAAGAAGGGGCCACACCAAAGCCGCCCUACUCGUACUCGGCGCUCAUAGCCAUGGCCAUCCAGAGCGCGCCCGAGCGCAAGCUCACGCUCAGCCACAUCUACCAGUUCGUGGCCGACAGCUUCCCCUUCUAUCAGCGCAGCAAGGCCGGCUGGCAGAACUCCAUCCGCCACAACCUGUCCCUCAACGACUGCUUCAAGAAGGUGCCCCGCGACGAGGACGACCCAGGGAAAGGUAAUUACUGGACCUUGGAUCCGAACUGUGAGAAAAUGUUUGACAAUGGGAACUUCCGUCGGAAGCGUAAGCGCCGCUCUGAGGCUAGCAGCAGCUCCACGGUGGUGGCCAUAGGGACAUCAAAAUCCGAGGAUGUGCUGUCCUCAGGACUGGGGUCCGGAGUGGGUGGGAAGCCAGAAGGAGACAGCCCCACCUCCUUGCUGAGGCCUUCCCAAUCCCCAGAGCCCCCCGAGGGCACCAAGAGUUCUGCCUCAUCUCCCGGAGGAUCCGGGCUCACCUCUGCCCCGUGCCUCAACACUUUCUUCAGCAGCCUCAGUACCCUGAGUGUCAGCAGCUCUGGGAGCACCCAGAGGGCCCUCCCAGGCAGCCGCCACUUAGGGAUCCCAGGAGCCCAGCUACCCUCCAGCAACACUUUCUCCCCAGCCACCUCCAUGUCGGAGGCCUCAGCAGACACCUUGCAGCCAGGCACCAGCACCAGUACCAGCAGCGGCCAGAGAGCUUCCUAUUACAGCCCUUUCCCCACCAGCACCAGCGGGGGCCAAAGCAGCCCCUUCAGCAGCCCGUUCUACAACUUCAGCAUGGUCAACAGCCUCAUCUACCCCCGGGAGGGCUCCGAGGUCUAG
Molecule: messenger RNA, 1641 nt
Organism: Tupaia belangeri chinensis (Chinese tree shrew)
Lineage: Eukaryota; Metazoa; Chordata; Mammalia; Scandentia; Tupaiidae
Gene: FOXI3
Product: forkhead box I3
Exons: 8
Coding region: 1-1641 (546 amino acids)
Biological process (GO): cell differentiation; regulation of transcription by RNA polymerase II; anatomical structure morphogenesis
Molecular function (GO): RNA polymerase II cis-regulatory region sequence-specific DNA binding; DNA-binding transcription factor activity, RNA polymerase II-specific
Source: RefSeq, a predicted model, not a curated record